UCAGUUAGGGGAACACACGGCGGACGUACUUAAUUCUCGACGCCCGUCCACACUUCCAAGACAGACCAAUGAACUUCGCUCAGUUAUCGCCUUCGUAGGAUAUCUAUUGCAAUACGACCUGUGAAGGCUGCUCGAUCCCAAAUUUUCAAGAUUCAAGAGAGAAUUCAAUGCGUGACUGGUGAAUGUCCGGGAUCCGAGCCGUAUGAGAAAAAGCAUUGACGCCACGACUGGGAUUUGCUAAGAUAGCGCAGUUCACGCUUAACUUUAAAGUUGCAACAUUGAUUUUCACCUACUAAAGACAGCUGCUCUAAAAUAACGAAGCGCAUGGCCAGCGAUACCAAUAGAAAUUGAUUCGAAUUAACUGCUGAAUUAUCGGGCCUCUUCAGGAUCAGUACAUGGCAUAAUGAUUCAGUUGCACGCAUGGGCCACUCAUCGUCUUUUGUCACCUCCUCCAGGCAACCUGGGUGCAUCCGCUACCCCCGUCGCACAAGAGCGCCCAUAGUAAGGGGAGCGGGCCUCCGCCCUUCUUGAACAGAGGAGAGAAUCGUGAGAUUGUAUUUCGAAAAUGCCUACGAGCGAUCGUACCACACUUCGCUACGGGUCUCGCUCUACAAGGGACAACGAAGAUAAUGCUCACAAAAUAACUUCUAAUAGGGUGAGCGGCGAAUGUGUAACAUCGGCGGGCGUGCCGUUGACAAUUCACGAUGGCCGAUCACCAUCGCGCUCCCCAAGCAAUGGGGUGACUGACAAGGUGAUUAAGUUGAAGAAAAUUAUGCGACGAGCCUUCAAGUUAGUAGCAAAACGUCAGAAGAGACUGGUGAAAGGUACGCGAGAUAGCUUCAAGAUGUUCCUGAGACACUGCAGUUCGCAAGUAACGCCCCGUCUCUUGAUGACGCCAAUGGAGUAUUUUUUGGUCGAGCAGGUACGUCUCACUGCUAUUGCGAUUUAUCGUCGAAUUAUGUCUCAGAAGCUAACGUUUCUAGACGUCCGGGAGGAUCUUGGUAACCUCAUGUCACUCUACGAUGACACCCGUUCCGAGCAUCGACAAGCCGCUCAGACUCUCGCAGUCUACUUCCACAAGCUCGUCUUGAUAACGGCAGUCCUAGCCGGCGAACUUGAAGAAGCGUCUCGUGUUCAGCGAACGAAUUGGUACUCCGUAAUUGAUCUUCUCUAUUCAGCUGAGAACGUUAUUUCAAGUCCUUCAAGUUCUAAAAGACUGAAAGUAGACGAGCGGUUUGGAUUCAGACUUGACGCACUUGAGCCUUUAUUGGUACCCCGUUUAGACCAGAUCACAAAGCUCCGUCUACUAGGUAAAGGAGGUUUUGGAUCAGUGUAUAAAGUGAAUAUAGGAGGCUUAACGUUAACGUGUAAGUUGAUUCGCCAAACGCGCUUACAUAGUGAACGAGCGAAGUGCGCAGAUAAGCUUGUUGCCACGUUGGUACAGAGUCGUUUAUUAGUGAUUGUCUAUGCCUGCUUCAAGGCGGAGGGUGCUUAUGUCUGCCUUAUGGAGUACCUACGUGGGGUGGACCUUUACAAAGCCAUUCGGGGUCAACCUCGAUUCUCGGUCGAAUUAUGCCGAAUCAUAUUGUCUCAAUUGUGCCUCGCUAUACAAUAUCUUCACGUAACAGGCUUCAUCCAUCGUGAUAUCAAGCCAUCCAAUAUGAUUAUCAUGCCAAACUGUCGCAUCCGACUCAUCGAUUUUGAUACAUGCAAGGUAUGCGCGGUUAAUGCAUCGGGUGGCGUGAAUCGCUCAUAUAUUAGAAAAUCAUUUACCGAAUUUCACGAUGGGCAAACGGCGGGAACGCUUCACUAUCUCGCCCCCGAGGUUUUGAGGGGAUUUCAAUAUGGACGUGCUAUUGACUGGUGGGCUGUCGGUGUAACUGCUUAUCUUCUAGCCACCCAGACUACGCCGAUUAGGGGUAAGGAUGCGCGUGCAGUAAAACAAUCUAUAACAUCUGAUGAAAAGCAUAUAAACUUCGCUAAAAUUCAAGAGAGUGAUCUGCGUCACAUCAUUUCUAGGUGGAUGACGAGAGACCCUUACGAUCGUCUGACGGGGGUACUCCUGUCUGACAUAACGACACAUCCUUUCUUCCUGGGUGUGGAUUGGAAGGACAUGGAAUGUGGUGAAGGUAAAUUAUACACGUACUCCCCUAUUCUAAAGCUAAUGAAGCAACACAGUGACACCAGCGAAUAUUCACCACCUAGCGCUGCUGUACCAAGCUAUUCCAGGACACGACAUAGGAUCCUUGAUCUUGACGAUAUUUUGGAUUCCCCAGCGCAAAUCCCAUUGUUGACGUUCGUAUCCCAUGGAAUGAUGCGCGUUCUUCAGAAAAUGGAACGGGAUGAAACCCCCUGUGAAGCCGACCUAAACGAUCAGCGUGAGAUCACAAAAAUGGCACUCACUUCUACGAAAAAGCUUGAUUUAAACAAUUCCUAUCGCUUCAAAGAGCUGCUGCUGGCACCGAGAACAAGAUCGCAUUAUUACAUGUGAUACGCGCUUGAAACCGUAAGAACGAUGCAGUCGUUGACGUUCGAGAGCGGGUGCGCUGGGUGUUGAUGAAGCUGCUAUAUAGAGUCGCUUAACAAAGGAGUCGUGAGAAGAGGGGAAAAUUGCAAAAUGAUCAUUGUGUAUCAGAGAAGGAAGCGAUGAAAACUUCCAAAUUUUUAUGUAAGCCCAUAAUGCUGCGGCUUUUGUAAAAGUAAAACAUAAGCCUUUAUGGCUUAAAUGGAUUCUAUAAUUUUCCGUAAUACUGUUAAUUGUAUUUUGUUUGUAUGCGCAUAUUUUUAAUGAACAAUACAUAUGUAUGUAUUUUUAAUUUUUUGUAUAAUCUAACAGUUUUAUGCGUAUAAUAAAUAGUCCGGCAAGUUAUUUUUA
This is a messenger RNA of Varroa destructor (honeybee mite), 2875 nucleotides long. RefSeq names its product putative serine/threonine-protein kinase DDB_G0280717. Lineage: Eukaryota; Metazoa; Arthropoda; Arachnida; Mesostigmata; Varroidae. The record is from RefSeq and is a predicted model, not a curated record. Gene Ontology annotation, biological process: protein phosphorylation. Gene Ontology annotation, molecular function: ATP binding; protein kinase activity.